AGCACGUGCCGUUCCUCGUGACGCUCUUCCUGCUCAUGAUCCCGGCCGAAAUGCCCGAAUUGCGGAGCCGCGACGACAUCAACUACCUCGUCGAAGUGUGUGUGCCCACGCUCUCGACAACGGACGCGGCCAAGAGCUUUGAAGUCGCGAUCGAGUACUGCCUCGGGUCGCGCUUCAAGCGCUGGGACAACACCCUCCACAUUGUCGCGCACAAGUACUUGUAAUUGAUACAUUUUUGAUUUCUCUCGGAUCAUUCUGCACGCAGCCACCAAAG
This is a messenger RNA of Saprolegnia diclina VS20, 274 nucleotides long. RefSeq lists its product as hypothetical. The transcript has a single exon. The annotation marks the transcript as partial. The record is from RefSeq and is a predicted model, not a curated record. Lineage: Eukaryota; Oomycota; Saprolegniomycetes; Saprolegniales; Saprolegniaceae.